CAGUUGGUUACGGGGUCUCUGUGCCCCGCACGGAGGGGGUUCGGGGUCUCUCUGUCCGGCGCUGAGGGGCCGGCAGUUGGUUACGGGGUCUCUGUGCCCCGCAUGGAGGGGGUUCGGGGUCUCUCUGUCCGGCGCUGAGGGGCCGGGCAGUUGGUUAUGGGGUCUCUGUGCCCCGCACGGAGGGGGUUCGGGGUCUCUCUGUCCGGCGCUGAGGGGCCGGCAGUUGGUUAUGGGGUCUCUGUGCCCCGCAUGGAGGGGGUUCGGGGUCUCUCUGUCCGGCGCUGAGGGGCCGGCAGUUGGUUACGGGGUCUCUGUGCCCCGCACGGAGGGGGUUCGGGGUCUCUCUGUCCGGCGCUGAGGGGCCGGCAGUUGGUUACGGGGUCUCUGUGCCCCGCACGGAGGGGGGUUCGGGGUCUCUCUGUCCGGCGCUGAGGGGCCGGCAGUUGGUUACGGGGUCUCUGUGCCCCGCACGGAGGGGGGUUCGGGGUCUCUCUGUCCGGCGCUGAGGGGCCGGCAGUUGGUUACGGGGUCUCUGUGCCCCGCACGGAGGGGGGGUUCGGGGUCUCUCUGUCCGGCGCUGAGGGGCCGGCAGUUGGUUACGGGGUCUCUGUGCCCCGCACGGAGGGGCUUUACGGGCUCGCUGCCCCGCACGGAAGGGCGGGGCGUUACGGGGUCUCUACUCUGCGCUGACGGGACGUGGGGGCCUUACGGGCUAUCUCGGCCCGACGUGGAGGGAAAGGGGAGUUAUGGGCGGGGUCUCUCUGCCCGGCGCUGGGGGCGUGGCUACGGGCUCUCUCUGCUCGCUCCCUCUUUAGCGCCUGGCGCCAGACAGAGUCACGGAUACGGACCACAGGAAGGACGCGCGGCUCUCAGCCGCCAUACGCGGGGAACUAGCCCCAGCCGUUACCAUGGGCAAUGGGUGGGGCAAAAAGCGGCGCCCGGUCCGCAUUGGCCAGCUCUAGUGGCGGCUGUGGCCAAUCACCGCGCACCCCUGCGGCAGGUCCGGCCCCUGUCAGCAGGGCGCGAUGCUCUCAGCCGGCGGCGCCAGCGAGGACGGGACCGGACGACGCCGAAGGGAGUGAGUGAGCUCGAGAGCAGGACGCUGUUUCUAUCUGAAUUAUCCAAGACAUCCAAACUGCAUCACAUGAAGUCCAAAUCAUUAGAGGAAUGCCUCUGCUUGCACUGACCAGGGGAUGUUUGGAUUCUGAUGUCAGCCCAGUUCUGCAGCUUGACAGGAAUCAGGUGUUGUCCCCAGUGUACAUAAAAUUCUUCUUUGCAGCCAAACUAGUCUAACAUGCCUUUUGUUAACUGGAACUGGAGCAAUAAAACAAAGAAAAUAAAUUCCUCAUUUUCCGGCUUUGUGGGUGAGAGAACAAUAAGUGAAGAUUAUAAUGCUGGAAACUGACAGGCUUCAACCAGCUGCCUCAGGAAUCUGCCAAGAACUUUGCUGAAAAUAUGUUCCUCAUCUUAGCAACGGAGCUGACUUAUCACACAUCUGCCCACCUUUAUUCGAAUGACGCUCUUGAUCUGAGAGCUCAGGCAUUGUCAGUUUCAUCCAGAACAAUUUACAAACUUGGAACCUAAUCCUGUAAGCCCUUAAUCAUUUGAUCAAUCCCAUUGAAGACAAAUGGGACUACUUGCAUGACUAUGGACCACUUUUGUGAACGGGACUGGCCAUAUCCAGAGAGAUGGUGGCAGGCUGUGGUGCUGGAACAUGCCAGGUCAUCAUCACCACUCCCAUGGAGAUGCUGAAAAUCCAACUACAGGAAUCAGGGAGAGUCGGAGCACCGUUCAGUGGUUGGGAAAGAUCAUCGAGAAGUAGCAGCUUUGCAUCUCAACAGCUUGUGAGUGGAAUCCACUGUUCAAGUUCUGACUGCAAACUUGUAGCUGUCAGCUCUCCCCUGACUAGAGCAUACGACAUUGGACCUGCUGCACUUACAAACAGAUUAUCUGCUACACACAUAGCAGAUGCACUUCUGCAUACGCAAGGCAUUAAGGGACUCUACAGGAGUCUUGGAGCCAUUUUAUUGAGGGAUGUUUCCUUCUCCAUCAUCUACUUUCCAUUAUUUGCACAUUUGAACAGAGGAGGACAGGAGUCUCUGGAUGACAGAGCCCCAUUUUAUCAGUUAUUUCUAGCUGGUUAUGUGGCUGGCUCUGUGGCAGCAGUCUGUGUCAAUCCGUGUGAUGAAGGACUGAGAAUCAGCCACUGCCUGUAUAUGAACUGCCUCGGCUCAAACAUCAUAUCACCAACAAAAAUGUGGUGAUAUCCUUCAUCAUUGUAUUGUUGCCACCUAGGUAUCGACAGCUGUGUGCACCCAUGAGGGAAAUGGCACUGGUGAGCUAUACAAGUGGGAGCCAUUCUUAGCUCACUGCCAUGAUAUAAAUGUCAAUACACUUUCACCUAGAUCAAAGGCAUUUAGGUUUCUAAAUUCCACUGAUUUCAGUGCAGUGGCAUGGGGCUGGAAGUCUGUCUUGCCAGUGAUCUAAGGACUCCGACCAUUAGAAUAUAUUCUUAGCUUUUAAUAGAUUGUGAAGCAUUAGUUCUGAAUUAGAUAGACAUGCUGCUGCCACAAGUUUACAUUUGUGUUUUUUCGCUCUCUGUCAUGAAAGCUGAAUGUGUAUAGGGAAAACCGUUCUGUGGUAAAUGCCGUGUUUGAGAGCCUGGUAACAAAACCAAUAUAUAUUGUCUUCUAUUUUCAGGAAAAUUUGAUGGAAGGAGGGUCCCUCUGCCUUCCUGAGAGGGGCUGGCUGCAGAACAUUAGUCACUGCUCCUCUCUUUGGUAUCCCAAGUCAUUUACUUUAUUGGAGUAGGGGAGUUCCUUGUUGAGCUUUCCCAAUAUGGCAGAUUUUCAUCCUAACUCCUCAUGCCAUGGACAUGUUGGAACAGAACCUGCAAGAAUCAUCGAUAUAGAGAGGACCCAAGAAACAAAUGGCAACUCAGAUUGAUUUACUUACAUUCUUAGUGAAUUUGGGGUUCCCUGAAUAUACUGUUACUAAUCAACUAAAGUUAAUGGAAAGUUGGGACAACGUAUCCCCUGGGCUGCUGCUCAGUGUUGCACCCCAGCUUGGGGAUGCUGUACGUCUCCUUUUCAUGGCAUUUUCUAUUAUCCUUUUGCACCAAGAGUCAGACUUGUGACACCAACAACCAGUGCAGUACAGGAGUCUGCAUAUUGUUAGUGUAUGAGAAUGUCUCCCAGUGCUAAAGGUUCUAAGAGAUAUAAAUCUCUAUAUGUGAAACGACCAUUGCUGCUUUACUGAAUUUUGUGUACUUUUCAGAGGGUAGCGUGAUCAGACAUUAGGGGUAGUUGAUUUGGAACUUCAGUAGGUGGUGGAAUUUAAUGGGGCAGGUUAAAGACUUCAGUCUUACAUGGAGGUUAAGGACAUGCUGUUGAAGGCAUAGAUAUAUAUAUAUUUAAUGAAGGGAACAUGAACAACACAUUUUCUAAUGGGUUUGGAGCCAAGUCUUUCUCUAUUAGCUGCACUUGAUUAUCCAGCUACUGGACUAGAAAGGUCUGUCUUGGUAUUUCUCUUUGUUCUCUGUUCCAUCAAUGCUGUUUCAUUAAUUCACUCUUUACAAUUAAUUGGGAACAGAAGGCUAUGGCUUAUAAAAAGUCAUAGUUUACAACUUGGAGCAUUUCCUUGUAAAGAAGGUGGUUGCUUUGGUGACUGCUAAAAACAGAAGCCAUUUCAGACCAUACAUGCAUAGUAGGCAAACUACCCUAGAUAGGCACAUCCUGUACAAGGCCUACUUAUCACUUACAAUAUGGGUUCUAGAGUGAGCCCCGAAUGGAUUUUGUAUGCUCAUAAACCCUAAUUGUUCAGCAGACAUAGGUGCUACUUGAACUUGUUAGCAUAACUCACUCCAUACUUGAACUUCUCAGCAAUAAAAGACCAGUUCUUCCCUCAAACAAACAUACAGUGCAACCACUGAAUUUGCUAGGAGCUGCACCUGAGGAUAAAACUGGAUCAAAAGUUUUUAACCAUGUUAAAAUAUUACCUUUGAUUAUAUUUAGCCAGUUCUUUUCCUUGGCAGUGAGCUCAUGUAAUGGCUGAUCCCAGUUUUUUCUUUGUUGUUUGCAGAGGAAUAAACUGGUCAGUAUCUUUGGCCCCUUCCCCAAAUCCACUGUGUGCAGUCUGCAAUUUAAAUGUAUAUGGUGCAAGGAAAGCUUGAAGCCCUCUAUGACAUUAAUGGCAACUUUGUAGAAGCCAUCCAUACCCUGUGCCUGCCAUACCACCUUGCAGUAAAAGCUAGUGAUCCUUCUGUAUUAAUGAGGCAUAUUUUUUCUUUGCUGCAGCCCUGCGUGGCCCCCGCACAGUCCUUGGAUAAGUGAAAGGAGUGAGAUUGGCUUGGGCAGAGGAGAGAAGGGACUGAAUGGCCCUCUUCCAGCUCUGACUUCUCCAAUUCUGAUAAUAAAAUAGAUGUGUGAAUGCUA
This is a messenger RNA of Malaclemys terrapin pileata, 4433 nucleotides long. Its product is annotated as mitochondrial glutamate carrier 1-like. The coding region runs from base 1689 to 2264 and encodes 191 amino acids. Gene Ontology annotation, biological process: L-glutamate transmembrane transport; aspartate transmembrane transport; malate-aspartate shuttle. Gene Ontology annotation, molecular function: L-glutamate transmembrane transporter activity; L-aspartate transmembrane transporter activity. The transcript is spliced from 7 exons. The record is from RefSeq and is a predicted model, not a curated record. Lineage: Eukaryota; Metazoa; Chordata; Testudines; Emydidae.